GGCGGGUGGAGAUUAGAAAUAGUGAGAACCGGCCAAGCCGCCAGCCCGGAGCACGCCGCGCAGCGAGCGGCCGCACCCGCAUCCGCAUCCAUGCUGCUGCCCCUAACCAGCGGCGCGCUCUUCUUCCCGGGGCUCUUCGCGCUUAGCCUCUGGGCGCUGCGCCGCUCGCGGCCCGGAUGGACGGAAGACGACCGCCUGACGGUCGGCACCAGGCUAGUGUCCUCCGUGCAGGCAGUGCUGGCCACCGGGGCGGGGCUCAUCGUCAUCACCUCCUGCAGCAACGUGGUCUCAGACAGGCACUGGCUUGCCACAGAAUAUGUCUGGUUUUUGAUUCCAUAUAUGAUCUAUGACUUCUAUGCCAUGUACCUCUGCGAAUGGUGCCGAACCAAAGACCAGAAACUCAGACGCGCCACCAUUAUCCGAAACUUCCUGGUUGAAAACCGCCUUAUGGUCACACAUCAUGCGGUCAUUCUGCUUUUCCUUGUACCUAUUUCACAGAAGCUCCGAGGAGAACUUGGAGACUUCUUUGUCGGAUGCAUCUUCACAGCAGAACUGAGUACUCCGUUUGUGUCGCUGGGCAGAGUUCUGAUCCAGCUAAAGCAGCAGCAUACACUUCUUUACAAGAUCAAUGGAAUCCUCACGGUGACCACCUUUCUGUUCUGCCGGAUCCUUCUCUUCCCAUUCAUGUACUGGUCCUAUGGACAACAAAAAGGACUAAGUGUGCUCCAAGUGCCGUUUAAUAUCCCAUUACACUGCAACGUGGCCAAUGCCGUCCUCAUCUCUCCCCAGCUCUACUGGUUCUCACUGCUGUGCAAGAAAGCAGCCCGGCUCUUUGACACUGCCAAAGCCAAAAAGGAUGGUUAAUUACUCUCAGGGGUCAGGCACUCACACUAGCUGCGUCUACUCAGUAUUCCAAGGACCAAAUCAUGCCUGGGGUAGUCUCUGCCUUCUGGAUGUUGAUAAGUCUCUGGAUUUGUGGUUUUCUUUUUUAAAAUCCCCAUUACCUCCCCCUUCUAACCAGCCUUUUGCAAAAGCACUUUUUUUUUUUUGUUUUGUUUUGUUGUGAUAACUUGGAUCCUGUCAAACCUCCACUGCAGUAGUUUUAAUGCAAACCUAAGGAGCCUUCCUUGGGCUUGUGACAAGAGUUCUGGGAGGCGAUGCACUGCUCUCCCCCUUUCCACCCACUCAGGGCAACACCCGAACUGGGCCAGAAGCAAGUGACAACUUGGUUCUUGAAAUAGUGUCAUUUUCCAAUACUAGGAAAGAUAUUGUGGGUGUGUCUUUUACUGUUUACUAGACAGUCCUUGUCCUCAUCUGUGUAUCAACAACGAAUUCUUGUGCCUGCUGACUUGUAGUCAGAAGGACUCACUGACAAUGGGCAGGAGGCAGGGCUGAGAACCUGAAGCACUUGAGUAGGUCAGGUGGCCAGCAGAGGCCAGCAUCUUUGCAGACUGACUGUAUAAAGACCAGUAUCAAACUUGUGAGCUUGUUGCAAGCAGUUACCUACACUAUUUCCUUUUUAGAAUGGCCUCUCAUGACCAGUUUUCUCUGUAUCCACACUCACCAAAAGCUGGCCUGAAACUCCAGGGAUAAGGUGAAGUGGUGGCUUCUAUAGUAGCUUUCUGGGUAAUCCCACACUGACACUGCCCUUUCAUACAAAAUGGAUAUAGUUGUCUGCUUUCCAGCUUCUGAGGUGUCUUGUAGGCCAGUGCUUCCUGCUAAGACCCAUUUCAGUGUUGAAUGUGCAGCCAUUUAGCCACAGAAAGCUAGAGAACAGGGGGAAAGCCAGACUGGCCAGAGCAUGUCCUGUGGACCAAUGCCAUUAGCUAUGUGCAGUAGGAUGUAGAUAGCACUGAUCAUCCCUCACUAUAGGCUGGGUUUGAGAGGACCUGCUGCCACCACUUCAGGUGGCAGUAAAAACACUACAGUGCCUUAUAAUUUACUGUCCGUGGACUUCUAAAAGACCGGAUGGUUGUGUCUCAAUUUUUGAGUUUCAGUCUUUAAUAGGUGCCAUUUAAAACACAUUUUAAAAUGCUGUUUGUGUAUUUUGUUCUGUUUACUGUAUCCACAAGUGAUCCAUAUGGUAAUUAAAUUGCACUAAAUUCUC
Molecule: messenger RNA, 2107 nt
Organism: Arvicanthis niloticus (Nile rat)
Lineage: Eukaryota; Metazoa; Chordata; Mammalia; Rodentia; Muridae
Gene: Tlcd3a
Product: TLC domain containing 3A
Biological process (GO): lipid homeostasis
Cellular component (GO): membrane; endoplasmic reticulum
Source: RefSeq, a predicted model, not a curated record